AUGAAAAAGGGAGCUUGCCACACGAGAGGGAGAUCGGAGCGUUGGUACGGUGGCGCAGCCCUCUCGGAUCGCAGUAGCUCCGGUUGGCUGCGAAUCGAGAAACAGGGGUCAGCGCAUGGCGCUACUUUGUUUAGUUGGCAGUCGACAAGGUAUCUGGCGUCGGCGAUUGCUGAUGCUGGAUUUGGUCUAUCGAAGGGAGGUGCGGUAGUCCAACUGUCGUUGGGUGGUGAGAGUGGAGCAGAUGGAGAACGGUGGUGCGGUGAUGCCAAGGUAAUCGGAACUUGA
Molecule: messenger RNA, 285 nt
Organism: Lactuca virosa
Lineage: Eukaryota; Viridiplantae; Streptophyta; Magnoliopsida; Asterales; Asteraceae
Source: the annotation of a GenBank genome assembly